Molecule: messenger RNA, 2500 nt
Organism: Daucus carota subsp. sativus
Lineage: Eukaryota; Viridiplantae; Streptophyta; Magnoliopsida; Apiales; Apiaceae
Product: pathogenesis-related homeodomain protein
Exons: 11
Coding region: 268-2361 (697 amino acids)
Biological process (GO): regulation of DNA-templated transcription; chromatin organization
Cellular component (GO): nucleus
Molecular function (GO): chromatin binding; DNA binding
Source: RefSeq, a predicted model, not a curated record
CAAUAUAUAUCUCGGCGAGAUACACAGAGAGAGAGAGAGAGAGCGCUAGCUCAACUCAAGGCAGGCAGCGAUAAAUACAUACAACAGAUGGCAAAAAGGAAAGUCUAAACGCCUGCAAAGCAGUCGAUGCACACAACUCUACCAAAACCCCAGAUACUCAAACCCCAUUCAACUUCCUUUUGAUUUUCACCACAAUUUUCAAAUCUUUCACAGCCUGCUAGACUAUUUCUCAAGAUCAGGAAUAUUUCUUACUAGAGGAAGUAAAUUAUGACUGGAGGUGGAAAAAGGCAAACCCUUAUGGAGUUAAAGAAGUCACUGCAGAUGAAAAUUGCUAAAGAGAAAUCACUAGCCAAGAACCAAAAACUGAAUUCCCAGGAAAAACUUAUUAAUUUAAUCAUCCCCAAGAAAAAAAUAGACAGUGUAAAAAAGGACAGGAGAAACGACUCCUUAAAAAAUCUGAUCAAGAAAGCCAAGCUACAGAAAAUCAAGGCCUCGAAGAAGCAGUCUCUACUUAAUUGCCAAGUUGAAAAGCUUUCCAAUGAAACUGGAACACAACCUAAAGAGAAUGCUAAAUCUCAAACUUUAAAGAAACGUAGAAAACGGAAAAGGCGAAAAGAUAACGUGGAGCAUGAUGAACCCACUCGGUUGCAGAGAAGAACAAGGUACCUGCUAGUAAAAAUGAAGCUGGAACAGAACCUUAUUGAUGCUUACGCAGGGGAAGGGUGGAAAGGUCAGAGCCGAGAAAAGAUUCGGCCAGAAAAGGAACUACAGAGAGCAAAGCAGCAGAUAUUAAAAUGUAAGCUUGCAAUAAGGGAAGCCGUACGCCAGCUGGAUUCACUUGGUGCUGUAGGAUGCAUUGAAGAAUCUGCAGUGGCUCCUGAUGGAUCUGUCUACCAUGAACAUAUAAUUUGUGCAAUAUGUAAGUUGCGAGAAGCCUUCCCAGAUAAUGAUAUCAUACUGUGUGAUGGGACAUGCAACUCUGCUUUUCAUCAAAAAUGUCUUGAUCCUCCAUUGUUGACUGAAAACAUUCCGCUGGACGACCAAGGCUGGUUUUGCAAAUAUUGUGAAUGUAAGACAGAUAUAUUGGAAGCAAUAAAUGCGCAUCUCGGCACUCACUUCUCUCUAGAUAGUAAUUGGCAGGACAUUUUCAAGGAAGAAGCUGCUUUGCCUGAUGGUGGAGGCUCUAUUCUGGAUCCAGAACAGGAUUUCCCAUCAGAUGAUUCUGAGGAUGAUGACUUUGAUCCAGAAAACUCUGAGAACUGCAGCUGCAGUCACAGCAGAGCAGGAUCAGAAGAUGAGGCUUCUGGAGCAACAAGCAGUUACAGCAGCCUUUGCUUGCCUGAGGGUGAUUUAUUUUCUGAAUUUGGAGCAUUAGAUGAAAGAACCUGGAAAACGAAUUUUGGCGCAGACUCUAAUGAAACAAGUGAUUGUGAAAUCAUCGGUGGUCGCAGACAACGGAAAGAAGUUAACUAUCAAAAGCUGUAUGAUGAAAUGUUUGGCAAGGAUACUUUUGCGAAUGAACAAAUCAGUGAAGAUGAAGACUGGGGUCCUACAAAGAAGAAGAGGAGAGAGAAGGAGUCUGAUGCAGCCAGCACCCUUAUGACUCUGUGUGAGAAUGACAAAAAAUGUCCAGACAAGGGUGCGACAAAACUGAAAGAUACUAUUUUGAGUCGGAAUAAUAGAAGGCCUUUUUUCAGACUACCUCCUGAUGCAGUUGAGAAGCUUCGCCUUGCAUUUGUGGAAAACGAACUUCCAUCAAGAUUGAUCAGAGAAAAUCUUUCUAAUCAAUUAGGUCUUGAAUUUGAAAAGGUUAACAAAUGGUUCAAGAAUGCUCGCUACCUAGCGCUAAAAUCUAGGAAGCUAGAGAUUGGGAAACAGUUGCAUAGUGCUAGUCCAGGUGGUUCUAUAGAGUGCAAAUCAGAUAAUGGCCAAGAUAAAACUGCAGAUCUACUGCCACUACAGAAUAUAUCAUCAGCACAUACGGUCAACCAACCAAAAAGUAUAAAACAGUUCCACAGGAGAAAGAAUCUUCCACUGCUAACCAGUUCACCACAGGAAAGAACACAGCUUGGCUCAAAGACCAGUAAAAAGGCUUCUUUCGGGACUGGUGAUGAUGUCAGUUUGAAAUUGUUAAAAGAGAAGGCAAUAAGAAGAAAGAAAACAAUCAAGAACGGAGCUGAAUUACGAGAAGCAGAGGCUGAGAUGGAGAAGCUGUGUAAAAUGAAGGACAAACUAGAAAAAAUUCAGCAGGUUUUAAAGGCACUUCCGAAUCGCAGAUACGUUGAAGCAAAUAAACAUAGAGAGGAUAAAUCUUCUGUUAUCUUUGUCCCUGUAGCUGAAGUAAGAGACACCAAUAUUUGAACCUGUAGAAGAAUUGUUAUAUUAACCACAAAGCAUAUCUAUUUGUAUUAAUUAGUAUAUAUAAUGGCUUAUUAGAAGGAAAAGAAAGAUGUAAAACAGUGUAGGUCGUUAUAAUCCAAUUUCAAUAUAUUUUUAUCAA